Molecule: messenger RNA, 1455 nt
Organism: Sorex fumeus (smoky shrew)
Lineage: Eukaryota; Metazoa; Chordata; Mammalia; Eulipotyphla; Soricidae
Gene: ZSCAN30
Product: zinc finger and SCAN domain containing 30
Exons: 3
Coding region: 1-1455 (484 amino acids)
Biological process (GO): regulation of transcription by RNA polymerase II
Molecular function (GO): RNA polymerase II cis-regulatory region sequence-specific DNA binding; DNA-binding transcription factor activity, RNA polymerase II-specific
Source: RefSeq, a predicted model, not a curated record
AUGUCAGCAAGGGCCACCGCCUUGACCUACCAUACUGCAAAAGACCAAGGAGAAUCAAUGUGUGCAAAAGUUGAAGAGAAGAAAAGACCGGGACAGAGCCUUGGUCUUCAGAGCAACACCCAGAGCCAGGAGAAUUUCCGUCAGCAAUUCAGGCAGUUUGAUUUCUCUGACACUGCUGGGCCCCGGGAGGCCCUCAGCCAGCUCUGGGAGCUGUGUCAUGGGUGGCUGAGGCCAGAGGUGCACAGCAAGGAGCAGAUCCUGGAGCUGCUGGUGCUGGAGCAGUUCUUGGCCAUCCUGCCGGAGGAGCUGCAGGCCUGGCUGCUGGAGCAGCGACCAGAGGAUGCUGAGGAAGCCGUGAGUCUGUUGGAGGAGCUGGAGCGGGAGCUGGAUGAACCAAGUUCACAAGACACAGCUUUUGACCAAAGAAUAUUCUGCAAGGAGGAGACGCCCACAGAAGCACUGACUUCUUUGAGCAGUCAGUUGCCACUUCUGGAGAACCAGAGUGAGACACCGGGGCCCCAGGCUCUUCCUGAGAGAGGUGGCAAGCUGGAAGCUGACAAAGUAUUGCCAGCAGAGCAAGAAAAUAUUGAAUGUAUAGUAUCAGUGGCUAUGCUAUCCCCUGAAAAACUUCCUGGGGAAACUCCUUCAGGUCAGAGAGGUGAAGAAGCUUUGGGAGGCCUGAACAACUUGGAGAAACUAAAAGAAAAUACCACAAGUAUCAAAAUGAGCCAGCUUCCUUCUCAAGAAACACAUUUUAGUCUGACAACCUUCAAUAAGAAAAUACCGACAGAAGAGAAUGUCCUUGAAAGUGACAGAAAUUUGAGUCUAAGCCCAAAUGUAAGGAAGCAAAGAACUCAUGCUAGGAAGAGGCUGUACACGUGCUUUGACUGUGGGAAAGCCUUUCCUCAGAACUACAGGCUUAUUAGACAUCAGAGAAUUCAUACUGGAGAGAGGCCGUAUGCAUGUGAAGAAUGUGGCAAAGCCUUUACUAUGAACUCAAACCUUGUUAGACAUCAGAAAAUUCACAGUGCUGGAAAAAUCUUUAAAUGUGAAUGUGGAAAACUUUUCUGGAGUAGCUCAGAACUCAGUAGCCAUCAGAGAAUUCAUUCUAAAGAGAAUCCUUAUGAAUGUGAUGAAUGUGGGAAAAUUUUAAGCAGGAACUCAGCCCUUAGUCAACAUAUGAAAAUUCAUACUGGAGUCAAACACUACAAAUGUUUUCAGUGUGGUAAAGCCUUUGGCAGAAGCUCUGUACUUAUUGAGCAUCAAAGAAUUCACACUGGAGAAAAACCUUAUUCAUGCAGGGAGUGCGGAAAGGCCUUCAUUCAGAACUCAGCCCUCAUCAAGCACAAGAGAAUCCACACUGGAGAGAAGCCUUUUGAGUGUAGUGAAUGUCGGAAAACAUUUAGGCAUAGGUCAGGCCUUAUGCAGCAUCAGAGAACUCACACCAGAGCUUAA